This is a messenger RNA of Ooceraea biroi (clonal raider ant), 3111 nucleotides long. Its product is annotated as DNA translocase FtsK. NCBI's taxonomy places the organism in Eukaryota, Metazoa, Arthropoda, Insecta, Hymenoptera, Formicidae. The record is from RefSeq and is a predicted model, not a curated record.
UAAAUUUGGAAUUUAUAUAAAAUAUUUUGUUAACUGAUUUACCAAAAUUGACAAAAAGUAGAAUUUUUUAUGUCACAUAAGUUGUGAAAAAUUGUCUAUUGUGUAAUAUGUUUUAAUUGCAAUAAUUUUUAGUUAAACAAUUUUCAAAAAGCAUAGAAAUUUAGUAUAAAUUAUGAUAUGCAAAAACCAUUCUGAUUAUUAAAUCUACAUUAUUAAAGUUAUACUUUACUAGAAAACUAAAAUUUUUAUUUAUACUCUUUGCUAUAUAUACAAUAUCUUUAAAGUUGUUGUAAUUAUUAACAACAUUAUUAUACAUUACGUUUAGAGACAUGAAAUUAAAACUACUCAUUUAUCAAAUUGAAAGAAAAAUUUCAAUAUAACUAUACACAAUUCAUAAACUUCAUCAUUUCAUAUUAUAAUAAAAGAACAUCACGAAUAACGAUUUCAAUUCAUACAUUUGUCCCACAUAAAGUAAUCGCUUUUGCAAGUAACAAUAAUCGGCAACGCUUGCAUGAAUAUUUCCGUGUUCGUGCGUGGCUUGUUUACGACACACGCGAGAUGUGCCAUAACGUGCGCGAAAAGAUGCAUGCAAACGCAAUAAAAAAAGAAAGGGAGAGAUGUAUACUUGUGUGCGUGCGGUGAUACACUUGUUUGGGGGGGAGGGGAGUGGUUUCGCCCCAUUCGAGAUGGGACGGCGCGCAAUCUAUAUAAGAGUGGUCCAUGCCGGAUGUUUGACCCAGAACUUCGCGCGCAGUGAAAGUGUGCCCGGUGCAGAUACGUAUUCGCCGGAAACGAUGAUGGUGAACGCAUAAUACAAUUAGUCGAUAACGGACGAUCGUUGAUCAGUUCGCGUAUAAAUGAAUCGAUUGUUAUUACGCAUUAUCUCUGGCACUUGAUCUCCGAUUAAUUUUUCGUUCGACAUUUCGUUAUACAAGAAGACUAAUUAGCUUAAUUAAACUCUCAUCAAUUACAUGAGACGUUACAUGAUAAAUGACGAAGGAAAGACGUCGCGAGGAAUUCACGACUCAGCGACUCUCUCAUCAAAGCGUGUCGAAAUCGAUUUGAGCUGAUAUCUCAUUGGCAUGGCGUAGUUUUAUGUCAUUAGCGUUCUCGAAACUUUUUAAAUGCGUAAUGGUAUAUUUUCUGUACUUAUAUGCAUCAAGAACGCAGUUAAUUUUUUGCAUUGAAAAUAUGUGGCGAUCAUGUUUCUUAUAUUCAGAAAUUGUAAACGUUACUGCAGACUUCUGCAAUAAUUAGAUGUCUGUUUGAAGAGGGACGCAUUCGUAUGAUCGAUAGUAAUUUUAACUUUCACCUUCAAUUGCAGAAAAUCUACUUAAUAUUGGGUCUGCUGGUAACGGCUGCGUGUGCCGAGAAGAAAAUUAAUUUAGAGGACAUAGAGAGGGAUAAUCUGAGGGCAGAGAACAUAGCUAAGACCGAGAACAUUCGGACUGAUGAAACGAAGUACGUCGUAAAACCCAACAUUUAUCAGCAACAGUAUCAGAUAUCAAGCCAGUAUAAUGGUUUAAACGCUCACUCAGAACCGUACGUCCCGGUCCAGCAACUACAAAACAUAAAAUAUAGCCAAGUGCCACCCGAAGCGUAUGUACAACACAAUCAAUACGCCGUACACGAGGUGCAAUAUAAGCAGCCGAAUCAAAUUUUGCCACAGCAGAAUCUUCCGCCGCUGCAAUAUUAUAGCGGAUAUCAACAGCAGGCGGAGAUACCCACCAAAAGUGUUGUUCCCAUCGCUUUUGAAUCACAACGAUUAAAUUAUCACCCGGAAGUGGUUGUAGGCAAUCAUAUCCAGAGUGUUCAGCAAAAGGCGGUCACGGAAAAAUAUGCAAAACCCAUCAAUAAAGAACCUGUUUACGUCGAUAUCCCGAUGACUCAGUUGCUUUCAUAUUAUCCCCAUCUGGAUAUUAAUUCCCUAAAGACCGUCGGAUUGGCGCAGUCUCCGGCUCAACAAAUUUCCGUACCCGUAUAUACUCCCGUGUACAGUCAGAAACAAUUGAUACCACCUGUAAAAACACCCUACCCCUCGGUCGUGCCAACACCAUUCACAACCAAAGUAACAAAAGGAUUGUCUCAAACACUUCCGCUCCCGUCGAAAAAGCUCGCCUCGGCUCCUCCUGUGCUGCCGACACCCUUAUAUAUCCAACCCCAACCCCAACCUCAACCCCAAUCGGUCACUCAAGGAAAAACGCUGUUGCACACGCAAGCCUACAUCGUGCCUAUGCAGCCGCAAUAUGUGCAGCAAUUAGUUUACACGCAGCCGGGCAUAGUUUACAGCGAUCCCACUGCCGCUUAUAGCAACCUUUACACUCGCAUACCAGCGUACAUUCAGGACAACUCUCUACACGGACAAUCGAAUCAGUACCAGGAGCAAUCAGUAGCAGUGAAUCAGUAUCAGACCCAGCAACAGAUAUACGUUACACCGACGAUCGGUCAGGAAGCACCGAAGGAAGUCCUGCAGGAACAGAUUGGCCAGGACUUUCCGCAGACUUACGUGAAGCAGGUGGCCGAGGAGCCGAAAAGUUACUUCGUGCCGCCGCAAUUGCCCGCUGAAAACUUUAAAUCCGCCGUCACGCAAUUGGAGCCCGUUCCCUCCGAGGAUGAGCAACCGUUGCCGUUGCAAGAUCACUCCUUGCCUUCGGCACCAAGAUCGCUGCUGGACUCAUACAUCCCAAGCAAGAUCAUCGCCGCGCAGGACAGCGCUAGGUAUAGGGAAAGGCCGAUAAAACUGGAGGGGGGGUUUCUCCCGUCGAAAGUGAAUUUCGCACUUAAAAAACGCAGGUCUGAGUGACGCGGCACGCCGUGUACGCCAUAACGAUUGACGAAUGUCACACCUAAGGGUCAGUAUCAGUUGGAGAAGUCGAUUACGAUUAAACAGUGCGAUCACGACGAACGAGGCACACGUGAACGACAUGAAGGAUGUGCCGCCCGGGAAAGAAAGAGAGAGAGAGAGAGAGCGGCGGCAUCAUCGCAUCUAGUCUCUCAUCGAAGAUUAUUGCGCACAUUUUUGUACUGUUUUCUUUUACACUUUUGUAGACGCCCUGCGGUAAAACGGCGUAUUUUGUUUACGAUUUUUCAAUAAAAUUUUGUAAUGAAAGA